GUUAUUUCGAUAGCCAUUAAACUGCUGGUUGAAGAUUCCUUUAAGGUGUUCAGAAUAUUUAGUCCAACACUACCGAACGGAGGGGUGAAUUUCGAAUGUCACUGUGUCAGUCAUCUGGUAGCAAGUCCUUGUGGUUAUGAGUUUCGUGAAGCAAUCAAGUGCCAGAAGGCGGCGGGCGAAAGUGAGCUGGAGGAGGGAGCUUGUGCCGAUGAAUUGAUCGAAUUCAUGCGAUGUGCUAUGCGAACUGAAUGUUUCAGAGGUCUGUUCCAUUUUGCAUCCAGCAGGAUAUAG
Molecule: messenger RNA, 291 nt
Organism: Anisakis simplex (herring worm)
Lineage: Eukaryota; Metazoa; Nematoda; Chromadorea; Rhabditida; Anisakidae
Source: the annotation of a GenBank genome assembly